This is a messenger RNA of Suillus clintonianus, 2334 nucleotides long. RefSeq names its product PAS domain-containing protein. The record is from RefSeq and is a predicted model, not a curated record. Gene Ontology annotation, cellular component: nucleus. The transcript has 2 exons. Gene Ontology annotation, biological process: regulation of DNA-templated transcription. Lineage: Eukaryota; Fungi; Basidiomycota; Agaricomycetes; Boletales; Suillaceae. Bases 1 to 2334 code for a protein of 777 amino acids.
AUGUACAAUGGACCUCCAAUAUUAGCCCCAGGGGGUGGUGCGGAGGUCCUACCAGCUGGUCUUCUUGACAGUUCAAGCUCGUAUGCUUCAUCCUGGUUUGCGAACAAUGGCUUUGCCCCUUUUCAUUCUUCCUCUCAGUCGAGACCCCACGCUAGCGUGGAGGCAACAUCUGGUGCCAGCAAUGCGCAAUCGAGCACUUGCUAUGACGCCUAUUCGAAUGUUCCUCAUUCGAUACCGUAUCCCCAGGUCGACUAUUCUCACCAACCCCCACUACCUCCAAUCCAAACUACCGCCUUCACAGCCGCUGACAUCCUCAAAUUCAACGCUACAGCUAGCUUCUCGGCCCCGUCUCCCCUAGGUCUUCCUGUCUACUCCUCCUCUGGUUUCGACCUCCUCUCCCUCCUCUCUCGCGUAGUCUCCCGUCCCCACCCAAAUAUCGUCCUCGGUCCCGUUGACAGUUCUUGCUCCUUUACUGUCGUCGAUGUUCGUCGCCAUGACUGUCCCAUCAUCUACGCCUCCCCCACCUUUUAUCGCCUCACAGGCUACACUGAACACGAGGUACUCGGUCGCAAUUGUCGCUUCCUGCAGUCCCCCGAUGGAAACGUACAGAAGGGCGAGGAGCGUCGCUUCGUCGCGCCAGAUGCUGUGGCCCAUUUGAAAAAGUCCCUCUCCGCGGACAAGGAGUGCCAAACCAGUAUCAUCAACUAUCGCAAAGGCGGACAGGCUUUCAUCAAUCUAGUCACCGUGAUCCCCCUCAGGGGCGGCAUAUCGAACCGUCCAGAAGAAGCGGAUGAGAUCGUUUAUCACGUCGGCUUCCAGGUCGAUCUCACAGAGCAACCCAAUGCGAUCUUGCAGAAACUGCGCGAUGGGAGUUACAUCGUCAAUUAUACCGUGGGCGCAGGCGCACCGGUGCCAUCCCCGCUCGGGCCCCCAACGAGAGGUCGACUCACAUUGCCAUCCAAUAGCGUAUUAAGCAAAGAUUUGCGUAGUCUGAUCACAGACUCCAAAUUCACCUCCUCAGUCCCCCUCUCCACGAGCGUCAAUAUUCCCCCAUCUACAGCCACCCCUGACAAGCCUGACACACACGACGGCAACCAGCUUAUCCACAUGCUCCUCCUCGAAAAAUCUCCCGACUUCAUCGUCGUUCUCAGCCUCAAAGGUGCCUUCCUCUACGUCGCUCCGAGCGUGCGCCUCGUCCUGGGCUACGAACCCGAGGAGCUCGUCGGGAAGAGUAUAUCCGACUACUGCCACCCCGCAGACCUCGUCCCACUGAUGCGUGAGCUUAAGGAGUCCUCUAUCACGCCCAACACCCCAACAGCCGACUCUACCUCCCCCAUCCCACCUGGUUCACCAAACCUGGCCAGCCAACCCAAAACAGUCGAUCUCCUCUUCCGCGCCCGCGCCAAAUCUUUUGCAUACGCUUGGAUCGAAUGCCGGGGGCGCCUUCACGUCGAACCUGGCAAAGGUCGCAAAGCCAUCAUCCUCUCCGGUCGUGGCAAAUGGAUGCCCUCUCUCAGCUGGCGCUCAAUCUCCCGUGCCGGCGGGCUCGGCGAACAGGAGAUAUGGGGCAUGGUGAGCACAAACGGAACCGUGCUCGUCACCAGCGCCAGUGUACGUGAUAUGCUCGGAUGGAGCGUGGGUGAGGUUAUUGGCAAGUCUUUGGGUGCGAUGGUUAUUGGUGGGGAUCGAGGACAUGUGGAGGCGGCGAUUCAGCGCGCAAAUGGAGAUGACGCGCAGGUACGUGGACAUGCGGAGGGCGAGCCGUCUGCAAUGGUAUGUACAAUGCUGCGCAAAGAUCGUAGCACCGUACACGUGCGUCUCGUAAUAUACCGGCCACCCGCCCCAACCCCAACCUCGACGCCCUCCCAAACGCCCUCUCCAUCACCUGCUCACCAGCUCGUCAUACAAAUCACGGUGCUCAGCACAUCAAGCAGCUCCAAUACGCUGAUUCACGCCGAGGCCAGUGAUGUAUUCGAGGAGCUAGAUACCGCGCGGGGGAGUAGUUGGCAGUAUGAGCUGCAGCAGUUGCGGUUUGCUAAUCAGAGGUUGUGUGAGGAGGUUGAUGCGCUGGAGGUGCGUGGUCCGGAAUACCACCAGGAACAGCAGCACCAACAACAGCAUCAACACCAGCAGCAACAACAUCAACAGCAACACCAUCAACAGCAACAUCCGACGUUGGUCCACCCACGCGAUAAUGCCGACUGGACCACGCUCAUAGGUAGCCAUACGAGCUCUGCGUUAUCGUCGUCAUUGUUACACAUGAAUCCUGCAAUUCACAUACCCGCGUCAACAUCGCUCAAGCGUACAUGGCACUCUGAGGAUGGGCCCGGGUGA